Molecule: messenger RNA, 1437 nt
Organism: Rhizopus microsporus ATCC 52813
Lineage: Eukaryota; Fungi; Mucoromycota; Mucoromycetes; Mucorales; Rhizopodaceae
Exons: 7
Coding region: 12-1304 (430 amino acids)
Cellular component (GO): RNA N6-methyladenosine methyltransferase complex
Source: RefSeq, a predicted model, not a curated record
AAAAAAAAAAAAUGAGCGAUCGUCCAAAGAGAAAGAGAAGACAGACACCAAAGACAAAAGUGAGUGCUGCACAUUAUGUUGGGUACGUCGAAGAUGGAGAAUCAGUGGAGGCCAUUAUGAAGAAAUUUGAAGAAUUAGAACGAAUCGAAAAGGAAUUCUCAGCCAUGAAAGUAGAUAAUCCCUCAGAAGACGAGCAAAAGAAUUUGACUGAAGAACAACUUGAAGAAAUAUUCAAACGUACUUCUGCCUUUACUGUAAAAAGCACUACAAUCGAUAGAGAUACUAUUGAGGAUUUGGAUGCUCUGGAUCUUUGGGAGAUAGAAUAUAAGGAUGGAGAUACAAAUGAAUUUUACGAAGAAGAUGAAUAUCAUUAUGUGGAUGAAAGCUUUUGGGAUGAAGAAUUUGGUGAAAAGCCAGUCAGAAAGGGAAAACAAAUACGCUCGAUAAGAGAACCAAAGCCGUUAGUGGCUAAAGGACGUGGUGUGGAUAGAGAGAGCAUUAUUGCUAAAUACAAGAUUAUGCAAGUGCAAGUGCAAGAUAGAAACGGCAACUACUUUACAAUCAAGAAACGAGUCAGUAACGUAGACCCCAGUUUACCAACCUAUGUAAAAAUACCACCAAGGCCCAUUCCUAUGUCAUGGGCACAUUCAAUAAAAUCAAUAUCAAAAUGUCCAAAGGAAAUAAUAGGCUCGAGGUACUAUGAAGUGGACAAUAUUGUAUCAACCGAUCUUACACAAUACGGGGCUGAUUUCAACGCGGUAUACAUGGAUCCACCCUUCUUAUUACCAGGAGAGGAACCAGUGGCAGGAAAAAUAACUAUUGAUGACUUUGGUGCAUUAAACGUAGCAGAUAUCGUCAAAGCAGGAUUCUUAUUUAUUUGGUUAGAAAAGGAGUGGAUACAAAGAGUAGUGAAUAUAACAGCAAAAUGGGGAUUUAAAUACGUGGAGAAUUUCUGCUGGAUAAAAAAAGAUGUCAAUAACCAAAUACAUAAAAGUCCAUAUAGAUACUUUAAUAAAAGCAAAUUGAGUUUGUUAAUAUUUAGAAAAGAAGGUGACAUUGAACUGCGUCACCAGCGUAAUCCAGAUUGUGUAUUUGAUUUUAUACGCCCAAAGCUACCAGAUGAAAUCAGUGAAAAGAAACCGCCAUUCAUGUAUAAGGUUAUAGAGACAUUACUUCCAACCGCAAAUUAUCACAUAGAAAAUAACCCCAAUGGUGAACGGCUGCUUGAACUGUGGGCUAAAAAGGGACAAAAGCGUCAAGGUUGGACAACUGUUGUGGAAAAAUUAAAAAAUGCAACUGUGUAACACAAGUUGCUAGGAGACCAAGAAAAAUAAAAACCGAUCCGUAGAUCCUUUUCUUUCUUUCUCAUUAUGCAGUUACUGUGUUCUAAGUACUUUUUAUUCAACCAAUGUCUCGGUGCUUGAAUAUAUUAUGGCC